Molecule: messenger RNA, 2432 nt
Organism: Gavialis gangeticus (Gharial)
Lineage: Eukaryota; Metazoa; Chordata; Crocodylia; Gavialidae
Product: two pore calcium channel protein 2-like
Exons: 19
Coding region: 65-2332 (755 amino acids)
Biological process (GO): transmembrane transport; monoatomic ion transport
Cellular component (GO): membrane
Molecular function (GO): monoatomic ion channel activity
Source: RefSeq, a predicted model, not a curated record
GCCGGGCGGCGGGCAGUCCGGGAGGAGUAGCUCGGUCCGUGCGCCCCGUCUCGCUCCCGCUGCCAUGGCCGCGCCCGGCGAGGCGCUGCCCGCGCAACAGGAUCUUCUGCUGGCGGCUGCUUUUGUUUGCGAUGCUCAGUAUAACAGGAAUAUUCCAUUUGAAACAUCGCCGCAAGCAGUCAGACUUUAUUAUCUCUACAACCAUUGGACUAUGCAAGCAGCCACCUACUUCUUCGUUUUUGUAAACCUUUCCCUUGCUGUGUUUGAAGACCCUGCUGUGUACCCACUUCCAUUCUUGGCCACUUCACUGGUUGAGGUCUUAUGUCUUUUAGUAUUCUUUAGUCGACUGUUGCACUUUGCAAAAGUCACUCCACGCAAUAUAUUCUGGAAGGAUGCAAAGAAUAUCUGCCUUAUGUUGGCAAUACUGGUGACCUUAACUGACCUGAUUAUCCAUGGGACUCUUAAAAUCUGCAACAUAACCAGUGUCAGAUACUCAAGGAUCAUGAGGCCCAUCUUCUUAGUAAACUUUACAGAGAGUCGCCAGAUGCGGAGAGCAUUCCGUAGCAUCCGGAACACACUGCCAGAGAUCACGUAUGUCUUCCUGCUCUUCAUGUUCAGCGUCCUCAUGUUUUCUCUCAUGGCUCUGAAGUUAUUUGGUGACAGGAAUCUCCAGACGGUGGAAGGAUCCCCGUAUUUCACAAACUACCUAGAAAUUGUAUUUGACCUGUAUGUGCUGGUAACCACAGCUAACAGCCCUGAUGUCAUGAUGCCAGCAUUUGACUUCAGUUGGUGGUACUCCCUGUUUUUCAUCACCUAUGUUAUAAUCAACACCUACAUCUUCAUGUCUGUCUUCCUGGCUGUUGUGUACAACAAUUACAGAAAACACUUAAAGAAUGAGAUUCGUAAACUUGCCUACAUGAAGCGUCACAAGAUGGUAGAAGCCUUCAACAUCCUGAAGGUCAAGGAAGGCUCAGAAUUUGUUGUUAAAGAAUCCCAGUGGAAGCAGGUAGUCAAGCUAGUGGCCCCAGAGAUCAGCACUUCCCAUCGAGAGCUCUUGCUGAGAAUCUCAGAUGAUGAGCAGAAAGGUUAUGUGGACAAAAAGUCAUUUGUGCGUCUGGCAGACCUUCUGAACAUCCAGGUGAUCACAAUGAAAAUCCGAAGCCAUCCUCUGGAGCAUUGGUUGCCCCAUGUCUAUAACUCUGCAGCAAGCAGAUUUCUGCGCAGCAUGGUUAGACACAAGAGAUUUGUUUGGACUUAUGAUGUGAUCAUUUUAAUAAAUGCUAUAUUCAUUGCCUUGGAUGAGGAAAACCCACUGAUUUCGUACGCAGAGUGGGCUUUCCUUUCUCUGUAUAUCACUGAGAUACUCUUGAAGCUGUAUACUUAUGAACCCAGGACAUUCUUUGCAAAGAACCAGUUUUGGAACUGGUUUGACACCUUAAUCAUCAUUGCUGCUCUGGUAGCUACAAUACUCAAUGCUGCAUUCAAAUCAACAAGUAAAUACAACGGUCAGCAGGUGUUGGAUAUUGUCUUCAUACUGCGAGUCCUCAGGCUCAUAAGGAUUGUUGACAGCAUUCAAAGGUUCCGGGUUAUCAUGAACACACUAAUAAACAUUGUGCCUACAAUGCUGACAUUUGGCGGGCUGGCUUUGGUGGUAUACUACAUGUUUGCUAUCAUUGGUAUGGAAGUGUUCCAAGGAAAAAUCCAGUUCUUUGCAGCAGGAUCCACUGACCCUCAUGCCUUGGAAUGUGGAAACGUGGCCUUAAAAGAUUCUACGUUUGCUAGAGCAAAAUACUGCAAGAACAACUUCAAUGAUAUUGCAUCUUCAUUCAUUGUUCUGAUGGAGCUAACGGUCGUUAAUCAGUGGCAUGUUCUUGCUGGUGGAUUUGCACGUGUAACUCAUCAGGCUGCAAAGCUGUACUUCAUCGCCUUCCACAUUGUGGUGGUUAUUAUGAUUGUUAACAUCUUCAUAGCAUUUAUUCUUGAAGCUUUCUUCGUUGAGUAUUCACUUGAAAAGAGUGAAGUAGAAACGGCCAUUGAGAAGAAAAUUCAGGAGCUGGGAGUAGGAGUCCAAGAGGAAGAGCUACUGGAUGGUAAGCUAAUAGACAACAUGGAGACUACUGAGAACAACCUUGAAGGGGAUGGAAUAAAGACAUCUAGAGGGCUUGUCUUUAAAAUUGCUUCUAAAAGGUAUAGGACAGUUGAUGCAUUGCUUCAGCGUAUGUUUGAAGCAGAGAUACCUUCGGAAGAUGAAGGCCUUUCAUUCAAUGAGAUUUUGAACCUUUCCCCUGCUGAUGUUUACCCAAAGAGUCCCACCUUUGAUAGUGCUGCAUAAAUGAGAAUCCCCAGCACCAGCAAAAGAAACACAAAUUCUUGGAUGUCAUUUGAAACAUUUGACCUCUGACUGUCUUCGUCUAAUACAGUUCUGACGCACA